UCAACUUGAUAUUUCUCUCUAUAAAAACUUCUAAAUUAUUAAUCUAAAAAAAAACUAUUUUAUUUCAAUCCAAGAAGUGAGUAGGAUUUAUGGCAUCAAGGAGAAUUCACAAGGAACUAAGGGAGUUGCAAAGAGACCCUCCAACUUCAUGUAGUGCAGGUCCUCUGGCUCAGGAUAUGUUUCAUUGGCAAGCAACCAUUAUUGGGCCAAAUGACAGCCCUUAUGCAGGUGGUGUUUUUCAAGUGGGCAUCCAUUUCCCCCCUGAUUACCCUUUCAAACCACCCAAGGUGGCUUUCAAGACCAAAGUAUUCCAUCCAAAUAUAAACAAUAAUGGAAAUAUUUGUUUGGACAUUCUUAAGGAUCAAUGGAGUCCUGCCCUCACCAUAUCCAAGGUUUUGCUAUCCAUAUGUUCACUACUAACAGAUCCAAAUCCAGAUGAUCCAUUGGUACCAGAAAUUGCACAUAUGUACAAGACUGAUAGGCACAAGUAUGAAUCAGUGGCUCGUAAUUGGACCCAAAAGUAUGCUAUGAACUGAUUUGUUGUAUCCAUGUGGAAUUAGUCGAGGUGCGGAGAAGCUGACCUGGACAUCACGUUUUUUUAAAAUAUAUAAAAAGCUCAUGCUGCUUUUUAUAACUUAUAACCAUGACUUCAUCCUCCCAAACCAUAUAAUAAGUGCUUAAAACUAGUAAAAAAGAGUAAUGUGUCACAAUUGAGAUAUCUAUUUGGGUUAAAUAAAAUGUGUUCUUUUUCUUUCGUUUUCGUACUAAACAAUAUAAGCUGUUCUGAAUGAAAUUUUCUUCUUUAUGUUUGUAUAUCCAUUUUGGAGCCGCAACUAAUUCAAA
This is a messenger RNA of Solanum dulcamara, 843 nucleotides long. Its product is annotated as ubiquitin-conjugating enzyme E2 5A-like. NCBI's taxonomy places the organism in Eukaryota, Viridiplantae, Streptophyta, Magnoliopsida, Solanales, Solanaceae. The record is from RefSeq and is a predicted model, not a curated record. The transcript is spliced from 4 exons. The coding region runs from base 90 to 536 and encodes 148 amino acids. Gene Ontology annotation, cellular component: nucleus. Gene Ontology annotation, molecular function: ubiquitin conjugating enzyme activity. Gene Ontology annotation, biological process: protein polyubiquitination.